AUGCUUCACGACAAGAGUCUCUACCGUGUUUCUACUACUAAGAAGGGCUGGAGGGCCAGUAGAGAAGACUGUCAGAAGAGAAAGGCAGACCUGCUGGUCAUCAACAGCAGAGAAGAACUGGCGUUUGUCAGCAGAUUGAUGGAUACUUCCUGGGUUGGACUGAGUGAUCGAGAGAAAGAGGGGACCCACAAGUGGGUGGAUGGUACCCCCAUGACCUCAAGUUGGAGACACGUUAAACCACGCGAUGACGGCGGAGCAAGAGACUGCGUCGUAGCAGGGGAGGACGGCUGGUCUGAAGAGCCGUGUAACAGACUGCACCACUGGAUCUGUGAGAAGGUCCUAGACCUGGAUCAUCUGGAGGCUGAGCGGAACAAAGAGGGUUCAGUGAUGCUCACGGAGGAGGAGGAGGAGGCCCCCAGCAUCACAGAGUUCCACUCCUCUACCCACGUGUUGCCCGUGGGCCAAACGGCCCGCUACACCUGCCACGCCGGCGGCACGCCGGAGCCCACAGUAGAGUGGCUCCACAACGGCAGGCCCCUGGUGAGGGACAGCACAGACGACCAAUCAGAGGCCUGGGUGGAGAGGGGCUUCCUCUUCGUCAGAGGUGGGAGGUACGGCGUGAACACGGUCUGCUGCAUGGCGAGCAACAGCGCUGGCACGGCCAAUCACAGCGCUGAGCUGCUUGUCUUUGAUGCCUGUGACCUCACACUGGACCCCAACACGGCCCACAGAGGACUCUCUCUGUCUGAGGACAACAGGAAGGUGACGUGGGUUGGAGAGGACCAGUCGUAUCCGGAUCACCCAGACAGAUUUGACUCCUGGGAGCAGGUGUUGGGUAGAGAGGCUCUGACUGGCCGCUGUUACUGGGAGGUAGAGAGGGAAGGAUGGGUUGGUAUAGGAGUGACAUACAGAGGAAUCACAAGGAGAGGACGGGAGCCUUUGAUCCAUGGGAGCAGGCUGGACGUCUGUAGCGUGACGCCCGGGCUGCUGACAACACUGUAUAGGUCAAAGACUGUGAGCCUGCAGCAGCUGGUGGAGGCUGCAGGGCCGGGGCUGACGGGGGCCGGGGCCCUGGGCUCUCUCCUGGGCAUUCGAUCGGUCAGGGUGGCUCAGAAGCUGCUGGAGCUCUGGAGGCAGAAGCUCUGUGGGACGGAGAGGAGCCUCCUCAUGAAGUACUCCCGAGGAGAGGCAUUACCAGACCCCACGGACCCUUUUCCAGACAUCAUCCUUAGCCCAGCGUUAGGUGAAGAGACCGGCCCCCUGUUAGCUGUCAGCAGCCCGGGCAAGCUCAGCCUGCACCGGGCCGACAAGGCUACAUUAUACGAGAACAUUGUGAAAGCAAUACACAAGAAAGGACUGAGCGGCAGACCCCCCACAUCUUGA
Molecule: messenger RNA, 1383 nt
Organism: Gadus chalcogrammus (walleye pollock)
Lineage: Eukaryota; Metazoa; Chordata; Actinopteri; Gadiformes; Gadidae
Exons: 7
Coding region: 1-1383 (460 amino acids)
Source: RefSeq, a predicted model, not a curated record